AUGUUGUACAAUAAAACCAAUGUUGCACCCUGCAUUUUCCAACAACUCUUCAUUGAACAUCGUAACGAAUAUUCUGAAUACAUACCAAUUUCUACAGACGGAUCAAAAUCUGCUGGAUACAUUGGCUGUGGUGUCGUCAUUGCUGAUGAAACCUAUAGCUAUAAAAUCCCGGAUAUUUGCUCAGUCUUCACUGCUGAAGCUUUUGCUAUCCUUUUGGCACUGAGACUGAUUUCCACGCGCUCUACACGGAGGUAUUGUAUUUACUCCGAUAGUAUGAGCGUUUUGCGCCAGUUGGAUAACAUUCGCAGUGAAAAUCAUCCAAUUUUAGAUCUUAUUAUUCAUUUGCUAUGUAGUCUCCACAGAAAUGGGUUUCAUGUAAUGUUUUGUUGGGUACCGAGUCACGUUGGCAUACCAGGAAACGACCUGGCCGAUUCUUGUGCACGGUCUGCCACUGAUCUCUUUCCAUUAUCUGUGCCUUUUACGGAUGUCAAGCUGCAUGUUCGGAAAUUUAUAACAUCUUUAUGGCAGCAAAGGUGGGAUCUCCAAACUCUCAAUAAGCUACAUAGUGUUAAAACCAAUUUGGACCAUUUGCCUGUUCUGCAUCUGCGUAGUUCAGACGUUAAACUCACUCGACUGCGAAUCGGUCACACCCGGUUAACGCAUCUUCAUUUGCUGUUCGGAGAACCUCCCCCUGAAUGCAAAAAAGAGAUAUUAGAUAUUGAACUAGAAAUUUGUAUGCAGAAUACUCCCAUUCCAGUGGUUACAGGAAAGAAAUUCCUUGGUCUGAUUUUAGAGUCCAAACUAAAUUUUAAAUGCCAUGUUAAAUAUCUGAGGCAAACAUGUGGAAAAAGUGGUGCAUUCCGCACUUCACCAGUUGAGAGUUUAUAUGUUAUUUGUCACCAAUCACCUCUCGAUUUACGUCGCAUGCAGUUGUCAUUGGCAUAUUACUAUCGUGUGAAGUCCUACAAAUCUCAUCCUCUAAAGAAAGAUGUCUUUCCAUUAAGCUUGGAACGAUUGUAUGACGCUAGACCUUCACACGUCCGUCCAUUUCAUGCUCGCGUGCGCUCAAUCAUACGAACAUUUGACAUUUGUGACAUAACACAAUCAGUAGAUCACCUUCUCAUACCACCCUGGAUCAUCGCACCAUAUCAAUUUUAUUCCCCAUUUAUGUUGUACAGUAAAUCUAAUGUUGCAUCCGUCAUUUAUCAACAAAUAUUCAAUUCUCAUCGUCAUCAAUAUUUUGAGUAUGUACCUGUAUAUACUGACGGAUCAAAAUCGACGGGGUACGUAGGCUGUGGUGUCAUCAUCGCUGAUGAUACUCAUAGCUACAAGAUCCCAGAUACUUGUUCCGUCUUCACUGCUGAAUCUGCUGCCAUCCUUUUGGCAUUGCGGCUGAUUCCUUCACGCUCCGAACGAAAGUAUUUGAUAUACUCCGAUAGUAAGAGCGUUUUGAGCCAGUUAGAAAAUUUUCGCAGCGAUACUCAUCCAAUCUUAUGCUUCAUUAAUCAUUUAUUAAUCGCUCUUCACAAGAAGGGAUUUGAUAUUUCAUUUUGCUGGAUACCGAGUCACGUCGGUAUCCCAGGGAAUGAGUUGGCUGAUUCUGCAGCACGAUCUGCAACUACUGAAUUAACAAUAUCUGUACCAUUCUCAGACAUUAAACUACAUGUUCGACAGCUCAUCUCGUCCCUUUGGCAACAGCAUUGGGACCUUCAAACUCAAAAUAAACUUCAUAACAUCAAACCAUAUAUAGACCCCUUACCUGUAUUACGUUUACGUAAUGCAGAUGUAAAGCUUAAUCGUCUCAGAAUCGGCCACACUCGACUCACGCAUCUUCAUCUGUUGUUUGGAGAAUCUCCUCCCAAAUGCGACUCUUGCAAUACUUUACUUACGGUUCAUCACAUUUUAACCAUUUGUCCUUGUUUUAACCAACAUCGUCUUACCUUUUUUAAUAGCACGAUUUUAUGUAUGAAGGAUUUGUUAGAUGAUAUUCAUCAUCCCAACAUUUUCGCAUUUCUGCGAGCUAUUGGUAUUAUAUAUUGUAUAUAACUGUUUUAUCUGAUUUUAUUCACUCUUAUUUCCUACCCAUGAACCGUUUUACCUUUUUUGUGUAUUUUAUAGAAUUAUGCUUUUUAAUGAUUUUUAUGAACUUUUAAAAAUACGUGUCUUGAGAUAAACAAUUUUAUUACUUUCAUUUAUUUUAUGACAAUGAAACUAUUGUGUGCAAUUUACCAUUAGAUCUAACUCAACAAAUUGUUUGGCGCAGCAUAUCCUCCUUUGGAUCUUGUGCCA
Messenger RNA from Parasteatoda tepidariorum (common house spider), 2289 nucleotides. NCBI's taxonomy places the organism in Eukaryota, Metazoa, Arthropoda, Arachnida, Araneae, Theridiidae. The record is from RefSeq and is a predicted model, not a curated record.